AUGGGCACGAGGCUCUGGCGGAGAUGUUGUGUUCACAAGUUCAAGUUUCUCUUAGUUGUACUUGUUAUAGCUUUGUUUAUUGGGGAGAUUGGAUGUUUCUGCCUGUGUUUUGUAACAUGGCGGAUGCCUCAGGCUUCCAGCGACUCAUUAAAUCUGCUCUUUGUUUCGGAUUCUCAAAUUCAGGUGAGUUUAUCAUGUAAGGAAGCCCUCGACAUGCGUCAGAAAUCAUAUUUUACAUCGGACUUGAAUGCUUUAUCCUAUUAAUUUUUCAAUCUCUGCAGCCUCGCAUACGAAAGGGACUUUUAUCUUAGAGAACCUCUUGUCAAUAUCAUAAAAUUUAUAACCAAUAGUGCCUUUUACUACCCGGCCUAGAAUCGCUUGGAAUUCUUAAAACUUCAAUAGGUUAAUGGAUUGCUCUUCUGGUUUGAAAAUUCAUUUUACUUGCCUUGUUUAUAUUAUGGAGAACAUGGUAUUAAGUACAUUUGUAUUGUAUUGAGGUUAUUUACUAGAUUGGAAUAGAUAUCAUAGUGUUGAUAUCAUUAGAGUUAAUGUCUAUUGCUAGGUGAUGUUUUAGAUAUAUUUUUGGUUCAUGCCCACUAACUCCUUAUUUACGUAUCAUCUUCACUCUCUAUUUAUGAUCACACAGCGAGUCUUCUUCAAAAUAUAAAUUCUUCAUUCGUGGCCUUUGUAGCUAAGGUGAUUGAAGCGCCAAACUAGAGUGUGGCAGUUCGAAUACCGUCAAAGUCUGAAGUUUUUCAGGCUUCAUUUCUGUAACUUCUUCAAUAUUGUAACGCAGCUGUGAGGAUCAUUUCUUAACUUCUAUCUUCUGCUGGUCAAAAUAUAAUGGUCAUUUAUCGUUUGCUUUUACCCGCAUGGGUCGGAGAGUGAGCAGAGCUGAGCGAUUUGAUCUGAUUUAAGUAUUAGUUGUAGUUAUGAAUCGCAUGCUAUGGUCAAGUCACAAGUUGAAACACUUUGAAACUUAUUACCAUUUACGUAUGUUCUGAAAACAAAUGGUGAAAGCCUAUUUUUUUUAGACAGGGAACCUUUACAUCUGAAUAUCUCAUGUUCAUAUCGUGGUAACGUAUCUAUUCCCCUCAAACCAUACCAUUUCAUAUUGGUUAUUCAUACCAAGUCAUGUCAUAUUAUGCCCUCGAGCCAAGUACUGCGAAUCUUACCUUUAUUUAGCGGUGAUCUGUCACCCUUCAUGAGGCCUGUUACCAAACUUUGUUUGAGAUUUGAUUCACAGCAUUCCGUUUGUCCUUUCCUUCUUCUCUCACUUUUCUACAGAACUUACUGGCUUUUAUGGUAUCUUAAUGUUAGGGUUACAGAGGCGACCGUCCAGGAAUUCUUGGUUACAUAACACGCUUUGAUUCUGACUGGUACCUGAAGAAGGCUUUCUUCAUGGCAUUGACAUCUUUCUUCCCAGAUGCUGUCAUUCAUUUAGGUUUGUGAAGAGAAAAAGUAUAAGUAAGAUGGAAUUUACGGCGAUCUAGAAACAAUUAUUCCAUGCAAGGACAAAAAUAAUCUCUUUCUUUGUCACAUGGCCAGAAAUCGGGGACAGUCAGCUGUCAACAACGCGGGCGCCACAGGAACUAUGUUUCAUCCUUUUGCACCUAUGUAGUGGGUUCGACCAAAGUUUUGAAAAAAUGUCAAAUGUCUCUUUUUAUAAGACACUGAAUUCUCUAAACAGGUUUAACUGAUUGUGAGAUUAACCAGGGAAGCCUGUCUUUGCUUAGUGUUAAUUUCAUCUGCACGGUGACACUCGAAUAUUGGCAUGAUAAAACUUAAUUUUUACUCUGUAGUUCCAAAUUGUUUGGUACUUGUUUAGUGACAAAUUAUUAUUAAGUGUAUUCAUAUACGUAGACAGUGUUCCAAGUUGCAACCGUUUUGGUCGCUAGGGCGAGUGAAAAUAAAUUUGGCGAUCGAGAUUUUCACCCGCAACUGGGACAUAUGUUUUAAGAGCUGCGAUCAUUUAAGGCCAGCAGAAAAUACUUUAAGGCUUUGUAACCACUCUUAAUAGCAAUGGCGUUCGAAAGGAACCGUCUUAGGUCCAGAAAACUGCUCGCAAAUCGCUUCUUCUUCGCAUUGCUAAGUCUGAAAAUGGAUUUUUAGAAUUCGCCUAUUUUACGGGAAAAAUGACCCAUUAAAACAAGAAUUCAGUCUUGAGGGUUCAAAUCUCACAGUUCAACUUUUUCCUUAGCGGAAUGGACGCUCGGAAGUUGGAAGGACGUGUUGGUGGCCGUAAUUUUGAUUGAGAGGAAGGUAUUCAACCAAAAUUACAGAGCCAUGUAUGGGAAAUGAGCAGACUGUAGAGCGACGGUUGGGAACCCAUCCAGCAUGCUCUCGAGAUGCUUCGAAUAGACUCGAUUUAACAAUUUGAUCUUCUCCUGAAGCUUCAGACGUUCGCAUGUGAGUAAUUUCCCCUCUGACUUGUGCAAUCUUUAAAAGUUUUCUUUUUUCUCUUACGAAGCCUUAAACGAGCGGAAUUUUAAAUCUCAGUAAAGGAACGCAGAGCGCAUGCUUGGACGCCAUGUUGUUGUCUUCGAUUUCUGGCCGUAUGAGAAAUCGAUCAUCAAACUCACCGAUUUCUCGGCGGAUUGACGCUCUGAGAACCCAUUGCGGAGUUCGACCAACUACUCGCAUAAUUUGUGCUGAUCAUUGUGCUUGUUGUGAUCGCUCAUUAGAGACAUUCGGUUGUAAUAGGUGAUGUAUUUGAUGAAGGAUCCAUUGCUACUGCUGAGGAAUUUCAAGAGUAUAAGGUAACACGACUUCAUGGUGUUACAAAUCACAUAUCCUAACAACAAUUAUAAUUUGUCACUUUUGAAUCUUUCGACCCGAGAUUUUGCUGUAUUAAAGAGAUUGCGGUCAUAUUCAUGACAAUUUAGCACGCCUGUAACUUGUAGGAAUUUGACAUGGAAAAACUACUACAGAAUUGCUUUCAGAUUCUGGACUAGUAAGAAAAUCCUCAAAAAAAAAAGUGAACUGAAUUUUCAAGUGCAUUUGUCCCCAAGUGUUCUCGUCGAGUCCUUCUGGUAUUUACCUCUCUUCCGUUGGGCCCUUGUCAUUACCUUUUCAUGGGUUCUCAAGGAAAAAUUUGCAAAGAACUCAUAAAAACUAACUUAGGUGCCUGCAGCGAAGGAAAAGAUAAGGGAGUGAGCUACGAUUUGACUGCAGUUUCAUAUUUGAUGGGUUGAGAUGGAAGCCUAAGUUUUCUAGACCAAUCAAGGACAUGCACUCAAUAAGGACAUUUCUUUGAGCGCUCAGUGGAAAUUAAACUCAGCUCUGUUCAGAAACUUGUUAGCAGAGUCAGUUGACGGGAACGGAAGGAGGAGUGGCGAGCUUCAAAGACCGAAGAUAUUGUAAUGGUUUUCGCUUAAUAAAGAGAUUGAAACCUAGCACUCCGAAUCCAAUACGGCGCCAAGUUCAUACCCAAAGUUGUUGGCUAUGAGCUAUCCUGGUUUCAGUAAGCGCAUCAUAUUUAUUUCAGGCUAGACACGAUAGGAUUUUUCAUACCCCGGCUGGAGUUUAUAGAAUUCAUAUAGCCGGAGACAAUGACAUUGGAGGCGAAUCGAGCGAUAUUAUUACAGAGGAAGAAGUGGCAAGAUUUUCAGCAAACAUGGGCCCACUAAACGAUGUUAUAAAGCUCAAGUACACGUUUCAGAUAGUGAAGGUAAUCCUUUACCCUCUUAGUCAAAAGGCGUGAAUUUGGGUAAGGCAAAGUUGGUAUCUAUUUCAAAGCUAAGAAUUUUUAAAAAAUAACGAGGUAACAUUAUUUUCACUUGGUGUCACAUUAAUGUAUCAAGAAAAGCUGAUCAAAUUCAAAGACAAUGCCCUUUGUUUAGUGUCUCAAAUAUGGCCAUAAAAGGAUAUCUUGAAACAAUAGCUUUAUAGCCAAACGAUGGGUUAUUAAUUCACUAGGGGAAUUCAAACUCGCUGCCAUUACAAUAGUGAAAUUUACGAGGUCAAUUCAAACAUAGCCGAUUACUGCACGAGCGCGAAAUUUGAAUAUUUGGCGAAAGCGCGUUUAUGUCAAAUCUUGCCCUGGGGAGAAGGAGGGAGUUACUUUUUGUUCAAGGUCACUUGCUACUCAGGGAGGGUCGGCCAAGACACAGAAUGUCGCAACUGAGAGACUGACAAAGAGUGAUGAAACCAAACGAAAUUUGAAUCAGUGUGAAUGGUCACGAAUGAAGUUAAAACCGAUUUUUAUUUGUUCGGUAUUUUAGAAAAAAGAGCGUGGCUAUAGUUUGACGAUUGAAAAUAAUUAUUAUAUGAUUAUUCUCUGUUUUUAUAAUCAUUAAUAAAAAUUUUGUUAUGGAACUUUCACAGAUAAAUUCAGUGAGCUUGCUAAGAAGGAGGCCCUUCGUAUCGGAAUGGAAGAUCUAUAAUGACACAAUGGCCUUUAUUGACGAUUUGCCCUCAAAGCUUGAUCCCGAUAGAAUUUCUAUUCUUAUUGGACACGUUCCGCUUACUCAUACAAGUGGAAGCCAGGUAGUUCCAGUGAUAAAGGUAAGCUUUUCCCGGAGAUUAUGUAUCAAUUACGGAGCAGUUCCAUGAUUUUUUGACAAAAGAAGAAGACUGUUAAAUAAUUUUGUAGGCAUAUGUGUCUUCCUGACAAUUCAAGUCCGUGAAACACUGAAGCUAAAAUGAAGAGGUACUUUGAAGAUUGCCCAAUUCAAUCCAAAAAAACUAACCUAAAUUAAAAAAAAACGAUUAAACUCAGUCUCUGAGAGUUUUCACAAAGAAAGAUUUCAGGUUGAGAGGUGGGAUCUUCGGUCUUAGCCUCGUCAUCAGUCCUCGUUUAAUUUCUCUCAAACACGCAAUACUGCCUUAUUACGUACUACUGCCUUAUUACGUACUAACUGAGGGAUCUGAUGCUUCUGUUGAACUAAAUUGAAACUUAUCAUUAAAGUUGUUUAAGUAAAGUGAUGCAAUCAUUUUGCUUUACAAAUGAACGUGUUUCUCAUCUCAUGUCCUAGUUAAUAGAGGCUGUUCAACCACAGCAUGCUUUCUCAGGACAUAUUCACAAGGUACGUAUUGCAAUAAAUACGUUUAGCAUGCAGAAUUUCAUGUGAAAGUAGUAAUAAACGUUGACUUGUGAAACUAAGUGAACUCAUCUCGAGAAAACCUGCUGACAAGGACACAGUUUAGGAGCAAUGCAACAGGAGGCAAACGUUUAAAAACAGUUUUAAUUCUUAAAAGUGUUUUUCGAUAGUAUCAAGUUUAACUCGUUCCCUUCACUUUUCAAAUAGCAUUUAGUUUGUUUUUCUUCCCGUCAGCUCGGAAUUUUAGCAAUGUACGAUCUGUUUACUGUAUUUUGUUUACUGAAUUUAUUUGCAAUGAUCCAGAUUACCACUGAGGUGCUGUUUUAUCUCAAAGAUAUCUUUUCUUCCAUGCUGUCAAUGCUCGUGAGCAAAUGCAGCAAAUAGGCUGGUCAUUAGUUACAAUAGUAAUUAUGGAAAGAUAUAAAUCAAUGAUAUUUUGACCUGAAGAUUAGAUAGCAGGUCGCGAGAAGAGGAGUCUGAAAAUUUAGUUUUCGUGAGAUUCGAACCUGUGCCUCCCAGAUACUAACUGGUCGUCACCGCUAACUGCGCCUCAGAGCCACAUAUCGAAGGCCAGGCAAAUUCACUAAGUUCUCCCAUCCUUGUUCAGAGAGCCACGAUCAACCACAAAAUUGGAACAGUGACGUUUACAGAGCAUGUUGUUCCAACAUGCAGCUAUCGCAUGGGAACAGAGAAGAUGGGCUUUGCUGUAGCAGUUAUUGGUGGGUUAAAUUCUCCUUACUGUCUAUCAUACAAUUCUUAUGAUGUCAUCAUCAUCAUCAUUAUUAUUAUUAUUAUUAUUAUUAUUAUUAUUAUUAUUAACAAUUAUUUUUAUUACUUUCUUGAUCAUAACAAUAACCACUACAACCAUCUUUAUUAUCCUUAUCAUCUUCUUUUCAUAGGUGUGGAUGGCUCUAUUGUUUUCUCCGUUCUACCAUUGCCCAAAAGAUACCCAUUUCUAAUGACGUAUUUAGGAAUCAUAUGUGUAUUUAUUGUAUUUGCACUGCAAUGGCACUGCAAUGGUUAAUCUCGAUGAUAUUAUUUUGUUUGGAGAUAGUUUUAGACGGGACAUUAGUUUUGUUUUCAAACUUUCUUUAAAAUUUAGUGACACUAGACUUAAGAAGAGUUAGUUACCUCGUUAAUAGGGUUCUCUUCUCCCCGCCCUUUGGAGCGAGAGAGACUGGGGAGUAGUAAGAAGAAAAGAAGAGAAUCCCUUGAGACGAGUUAGAAGUGUAUCUGGGUUAUUCCGCAAGAAAUUUGAAAUUAUCACAGAGAAUAAGUAGAGGAGGAGCGUAUACGUUUACGGCAU
Pocillopora meandrina is the source of this 6348-nucleotide messenger RNA. NCBI's taxonomy places the organism in Eukaryota, Metazoa, Cnidaria, Anthozoa, Scleractinia, Pocilloporidae. The record is from the annotation of a GenBank genome assembly.